AUGUCGUCGGCCACAUCCGGCGAGUAUUGGCUGAUUUCGGUGCCUGGUGAGAAGGGAGCAAACGACGCCUGGGACAAGUUAAACCGAGCAACCGGAAAUGUGUCCACCAACUCGAAGUAUCUUAUCCCUGACCUGAAAGUGAGCCAUUUCUUAAUCAUCUGCCUCAAUUUCAAAUUUUUCCAGGUUGGAACUCUUGACCAACUUGUCGGGUUGUCAGACGAUUUGAGUAAGUUGGAUACUUCAGCGGAAGCGUGAGUUUUUUGCUUUAUUUAAAUUUCAUCUCAAUAAUAAUGCGUUCAGUGUUAUCCGAAAGCUUGUGCAGUACUUCACAGAAGUUCUCGAAGAGGAUAAAAGUAAGAUUGCUGAGAACCUUAUAAUUGGAAACAGUGAGUUGCCGGAAAUGUUUCGAAUUUCAAAAUGGUGAAUAUAGUAUUUAGAGGACAUGAAGACGUACGUUACCAAGUUCCAAUGGGAAGGAGCUAAGUAUCCGCUGAAGCAAUCUCUGAAAGUGUUGAGUGAAAUCAUUGGAAAACAGAUCACUCAAAUCGACAACGAUCUUAAAAUGAAGUCAUUGGCCUACAACAAUCUCAAGAAUGCUCUUGCUUCGAUGGAUCGUAAAACAACUGGAUCUCUUCUGACUAAAGAUCUGGCUGAUCUCGUCAAGGCUGAUGAUUUCGUUCUUAAUUCGGAGUACCUUCAAACAGUUAUUGUUGUGGUGCCGAAGUGAGUUAUUCGCCAAGCUGAAGGUUAACGACUUAAUAUUUUCUUUUAUUAGAAUUCUCAUAAAAGAAUGGGAAGGAAAGUACGCAACUCUCUCUUCGAUGGUGGUUCCGGGUUCUUCCAAAUUAUUGACAGAGGAAGGCGAGCAUGCGCUGUACACAGUCACUCUUUUCAAGAAAGUAGUUGACGAGUUCAAGAAUACGGCCAGAGAAAACAAAUUCAUCGUCCGUGACUUUGUUUAUGACGAGGAGACUCUGAAAGCAGGAAGAACAGAGAGAGAUAAGCUGUUGGCGGAAAAGCAGAGACAAUACGCUCCGCUCAUCAGAUGGCUCAAGAUUAAUUUUGGAGAAAUCUUCUCUGCUUACAUUCACAUCAAAGCCCUUCGUGUGUUUGUCGAAUCUGUAUUGCGGUUUGUUACCAAUUUUAACGAUAUUGCUUCAAAAAGGUAGUUUGCAGAUAUGGCCUGCCUGUCAAUUUCCAGGCUGCGGUUGUCGAACCAGCUAAGGGAGCGCAAAAAAAAUUGAGGCAAGAGCUGCACAAGUUGUACAUACAUUUAGAUGGAUCUGCUGCCGGACCAAUUGAUGUAAUUUUUUUCGUCCCGUUAAGAUUCGAAUAUCUUUUUUAUUCAGACCCUUGAAGACUCACCAGCUCUUCUGUCUCUUGGUGUCAACGAAUAUUACCCGUACGUCUUCUUCAAACUCAACCUCGACUUCACCAACAAGUAA
This is a messenger RNA of Caenorhabditis sp. 36 PRJEB53466, 1445 nucleotides long. The record is from the annotation of a GenBank genome assembly. Lineage: Eukaryota; Metazoa; Nematoda; Chromadorea; Rhabditida; Rhabditidae.